This is a messenger RNA of Drosophila rhopaloa, 541 nucleotides long. It is a transcript of the gene Srg1, whose product is annotated as protein lifeguard 1. Lineage: Eukaryota; Metazoa; Arthropoda; Insecta; Diptera; Drosophilidae. Bases 35 to 451 code for a protein of 138 amino acids. The record is from RefSeq and is a predicted model, not a curated record. The transcript has a single exon.
AACUAAACAGCAAAAUUAAUUCAAAUACUCCAAGAUGCAGUUGUUGGCUGUGAUACUAGUGCUAAUCCUGGCCAGCUUGGCCCACUGCCGACCCACUUUCGACAAGAUCGCCGAAGCUCUGUUGGGAGCUCUAGACGAUCGACCAGGGUAUUAUCAGAAGGGAGGCGGCUACCCACAUCCACAUCCCGGACCAGGUCCACUUAUCCAAGAGGGCUAUGAGCAUGGAUACGACUACCACUACGGCGGAGGCUAUGAACACGGAGGGUACCAGCAGGCACCUCCAGCGGGCUAUGGAUACUAUCCACCACCGCGACCGGUUCCUCCUCCAAGCGCCUACUAUCCUCCGUCUGGCUACUACCCACACCCACCGCCCACAUCUCCGCCCACUGGCUACUAUCCCCACAAGGCGCAGACUCCCUACGGAGGUGGCUACAAGCAGCGGGGCUACUAGCGUUCCCCCUUUAGAACCCAAAUCAAAUCAUGUGCUGUUUCACCGUUUUGUUUAUGUGUAAUUUAUUAAAAUGUGGAUUUUUUUAACGAG